UUAUUCCUGAGUCUCGGGGGUGGCAUGCAGAUCUUUGUGAAGACCCUGACAGGCAAGAUUGCCACCCUGGAGGUGGAGCCCAGUGACACUAUUGAGAAUGUAAAGGCCAAAAUCCAAGACAAAGAGGGCAUUGCACCUGACCAGCAGAGGCUCAUCUUUUCAGGCAAGCAGCUGGAAGAUGGCUGCACCCUGUCUGACUACAACAUUCAGAAAGAAUCUACCCUCCCUCUGGUCCUGAGUGUUAGGGGUGGCUAUUAAUUGUUGACUUUUAUGAAAGCAUAAAUUGCCAACGAUAGCAUCAUUUUGCACGCAGCUCUUCAAAGUCUUACUAUUAAGUUUUGAGAUUAUCAGGUUCAGUAACAGCUGAGCCAAUGCUAAUAAAAUGCACAUUGGAAAUAUAUAUAUAUAU
Monodelphis domestica (gray short-tailed opossum) is the source of this 409-nucleotide messenger RNA. Lineage: Eukaryota; Metazoa; Chordata; Mammalia; Didelphimorphia; Didelphidae. The record is from RefSeq and is a predicted model, not a curated record.